CGCUCUCCGCCUUCCCUUUCCCAUUAACAGGAAGUCAACGUGCCUAAGGUGCUCGGUUCUUCACCCGAAGCUAAGGCCCGUAAUCCGGCGACUAGCACCGUCUAAAUUAGGCAUCCGACGCCACAAACGUGAAAAUAAACUCCUAAAAUGGCUUCAGUAUCUGAGCUCGCCUGUAUUUACUCGGCUCUCAUCCUCCACGACGAUGAAGUCACUGUCACCGAGGACAAGCUGCACGCCCUGAUCAAGGCAGCCGGCGUUACCGUUGAGCCUUUCUGGCCCAGCCUCUUCGCCAAGGCUCUGUCAAACGUCGAUAUCGCCAGCCUGAUCUGCAAUGUCGGUGCUGGUGGCGGUGGAGCACCAGCCGGAGCCCCUGCAGCUGGAGGAGCUGCCGCCCCGGCAGGAGCUGCCCCAGCCAAGGCAGAGGAGAAGAAAGAAGAGAAAAAGGAAGAGUCCGAGGAGUCUGACGACGACAUGGGCUUCGGUCUUUUUGAUUAAAUGUUGUUUUUCUAAAAACACAAUAAAAAUGUGCUCCAAAAAAACGGUCUUGAAAUUUUUAUGUG
Corythoichthys intestinalis (scribbled pipefish) is the source of this 560-nucleotide messenger RNA. It is a transcript of the gene rplp1, whose product is annotated as ribosomal protein lateral stalk subunit P1. The record is from RefSeq and is a predicted model, not a curated record. Gene Ontology annotation, cellular component: ribosome; cytosolic large ribosomal subunit. The transcript has 4 exons. Gene Ontology annotation, biological process: cytoplasmic translation; translational elongation. NCBI's taxonomy places the organism in Eukaryota, Metazoa, Chordata, Actinopteri, Syngnathiformes, Syngnathidae. Gene Ontology annotation, molecular function: structural constituent of ribosome; protein kinase activator activity; ribonucleoprotein complex binding. Bases 148 to 495 code for a protein of 115 amino acids.